AGCCUGGAGGACGGCAUCUCCCCUGCCGUCCCGCCACGCACGCAGGCCGCGACGUCGUUCCCAUGACGACCCAAGGCUUGCGUUUUGCUGUGACUUGGACCUUGUAGUUGUACUGGGCCCGCUACCCGGUGAUCGGAGCCGUGAUGCCCAGCGACACACUAUGGGACAUCGCCAAGGCCGAGGUGGCUGCGCGGGCUGGCCCAGGGGACAGCAGUGGAGACGGUGGGGAGAAGUCAGUGCUCUUCAUUGGCAGCAAGAGUGGGGGAAAGACAACAAUUAUUCUGCGCUGCCUUGACAGGGAUGAGCCGCCCAAGCCCACGUUGGCCUUGGAGUACACCUAUGGGAGGAGGGCAAAAGGCCAUAACCACCCCAAAGACAUCGCUCACUUCUGGGAGCUUGGAGGCGGGACUUCCUUACUGGACUUGAUCAGCAUCCCAAUCACCUGUGACUCCCUGAGGACAUUUUCUGUAGUUCUUGUUUUGGAUCUCUCAAAGCCUAACGAGCUCUGGUCCACCAUGGAGAGUCUGCUGCGAGCCACCAAGAGCCACAUGGACAAGGUGAUGCUGCGGCUGGCAAAGACAAACACCAAGGCAGCCACAGAGAUGCGGCGCACAGUGUGGAGCGGCCUGCAGAAGGACCACCCCGACCGAGAGCUGAUUGACCCAUUUCCGAUCCCUCUGGUCAUUAUCGGAAGCAAGUACGACAUCUUUCAGGACUUUGACUCUGAGAAGCGGAAGGCCAUCUGCAAGAUACUGCGCUUUGUGGCCCAUUACCACGGCGCAUCCCUGAUGUUUACCAGCAAGUCUGAAGCUCUGCUGCUGAAAAUACGGAGUGUGAUUAACCAACUGGCAUUUGGCAUUGACAGAAGCAAGUCUAUCUGCGUGGACCAGAACAAACCCCUGUAUAUCACGGCUGGACUGGACUCGCUGAGUCAAAUAGGGGCCCCCCCGAUUCCUGACGUGGACCUUGGGCAGCUUCAUGCCCACUCACCUUUGGACUUGUGGAAGAAGGUGUGCGAUAAACUCUUCCCACCCAAGAACACCAGCAUCCUGAAGGACGCCAGGGACCCAGCCAGAGACCCACAGUAUGCAGAGAAUGACGUUGACGAGAUGAGGCUGCAGAAGGACCAGGCUGUGCCGCCUCCCCAGCCCUGGAUUUCAUUGAAUUUGACAUCAGGGUCAACUAUGGCAACAAUGUCAGAGACACAUGUCCAUUGGGUCGCCACCAUCAUCCAUGACACUCACAGGGGUGCUGUGUGUCCAUGGUGCACAAGAGAAAUGCUGCCAUCCUGUGUCCCUUCGUGUGACCACUGCAUGGAGCAGCAGGUGACCAGAGGCUGUAACCAGCGGCUGUGACCCUCCCCAGCCUCCAGCCCCGUCACCAGUGCUGGACAGGUAUCAGAGUGAAGCUGAGAGUAAAGCAAGGGUGCAAGUGUGGCUUGGGCUGGCUGAUCAGGUCUCUUGCAUCCUGAGAGGCAACCCUUCCUUGAGCUACAGCUGCCUUUCUGCUGCUGCUCUCCUGGUCCCUGAGGCCCCUCGGGUCCCCUGUGUCAUGGAGACACAGAAAGGCCUUGCUUGGGUCACUGGAUCUAAACUGUAGUGCCCACACGAGUCUGCUCUUGAGGAAACAUGAGGACAAGAGAGCAGAGCUGAGCCUUCACCUCCACUCUGGGUUUUUCUUGUCAAAGCUAAAUAAAAGAAAAAAGCUGGGUAGACACGUAUUUUUAAG
This is a messenger RNA of Erinaceus europaeus (western European hedgehog), 1728 nucleotides long. RefSeq names its product dynein cytoplasmic 2 light intermediate chain 1 (gene DYNC2LI1). Lineage: Eukaryota; Metazoa; Chordata; Mammalia; Eulipotyphla; Erinaceidae. The transcript has 13 exons. Gene Ontology annotation, biological process: intraciliary transport involved in cilium assembly; intraciliary retrograde transport. The record is from RefSeq and is a predicted model, not a curated record. Gene Ontology annotation, cellular component: cytoplasmic dynein complex; ciliary basal body; axoneme. Gene Ontology annotation, molecular function: dynein heavy chain binding. The coding region runs from base 144 to 1355 and encodes 403 amino acids.